This is a messenger RNA of Amaranthus tricolor (Joseph's coat), 873 nucleotides long. RefSeq names its product plasmodesmata-located protein 3-like. Gene Ontology annotation, biological process: plasmodesmata-mediated intercellular transport; transport of virus in multicellular host. Bases 1 to 873 code for a protein of 290 amino acids. NCBI's taxonomy places the organism in Eukaryota, Viridiplantae, Streptophyta, Magnoliopsida, Caryophyllales, Amaranthaceae. The transcript is spliced from 3 exons. Gene Ontology annotation, cellular component: plasmodesma. The record is from RefSeq and is a predicted model, not a curated record.
AUGGGUUUUUCCUUAUUUAUUCUUCUUAUAUUCUUCGCAAUUUUAAAACUUUCCAAAUCUGCCCCAGAUUACACCACUUUAGUAUACAAGGGUUGUGCUAAACAACCCUUAUCAGAUCCAAAUGGAUUAUACUCUCAAUCACUUUCUGCCCUUUUCUCAUCCCUAAUCCAACAAUCAUCAAGAUUCAAGUACUACAAAACCAGCUCUGGUGGGUCCCAAUCCACAAUUUAUGGCCUUUACCAAUGUAGAGGGGACUUAAGCUAUGCAGAUUGCCACAAUUGUGUAAGUAAAUUACCCCAAUUAAGUGAUCAAUUAUGUGGGAAAGUUUCAUCUGCUAGGGUUCAACUUUUGGGAUGUUAUAUGGUCUAUGAAGUUUCUGGAUCCACCCAAAUUUCAGGGUUACAAAUGUUGUUUAAAGCUUGUAGUGCAACAAAUGUGGCUGGUUCUGGGUUUGAGAUGAGAAGGGAUAGUGCACUUACUUUAAUGGAAAAUGGGAUUGGUAAUGGAAAUGGUAAUGGGUUUUAUACAACAAAUUAUGAAGGGGUUUAUGUAACGGGUCAAUGUCAAGGGGAUUUGAGUACAACUGAUUGUGCACAGUGUAUUAAAUCUGCUGUGCAAAAGGCUCAAAUUGAGUGUGGAAGUUCAUUAUCUGGUCAAGUUUAUUUGUAUAAGUGCUUCAUUACUUAUAACUAUUAUCCUAAUGGAGUUCCUACAAAAUCUUCAUCUUAUUCAUCUGGUGGUUAUUCAGGAGGAUCAGGACAAACAACAGGAAAAACUGUUGCUAUAAUCGUAGGAGUAACAGCUGGUGUAGGAUUCUUAAUUAUUUUGGUACUUUUUCUAAGAGGGUUGAAGAAGAAGGACGAUGAUUAUUGA